Molecule: messenger RNA, 2160 nt
Organism: Malania oleifera
Lineage: Eukaryota; Viridiplantae; Streptophyta; Magnoliopsida; Santalales; Ximeniaceae
Product: protein phosphatase 1 regulatory inhibitor subunit PPP1R8 homolog
Exons: 3
Coding region: 527-1804 (425 amino acids)
Molecular function (GO): protein binding; mRNA binding
Source: RefSeq, a predicted model, not a curated record
AACGUUAGCAAUCUAAAUUACAUUUUAAACACAUUUGGAACAGGUGAUUUCCCUAUGCUGGAAAAGAGGAGCAUCUAGAAAAAUCUCACUAUAGCCGGAGUACGGCGAUGCGACUGAGCUUCUCUCUCUCUCUCCCAGAGAAAAUGUUGAAUCAGAGAUCCUAUGAUUUUUCGUGUGAGGAGGUUUGGUGGCUAGUCGGUUUAAUUAGAGAUUCACAAGGGUAGGUUGAAGAUUACUCGUUUUUGUUUUUCUAUUACCUUCAGAUUGGCUACUGAAAAAAAAUUGGGAAGGAAAGAAAUCUAAUUUGAGCUUUAGAUUUAUCAUUGUUUGGGGACGCAUGUCCAAUUGGAAAUUCGCCUUGAAUGACAAUGCUGUGUAACUUAGGGGAAUCUAUGCAGAGUUGCAUAUGCAGUUUUAAGUUCCUCAAGUUCGGAGUAAAUGGUACAUUUUGGUGCUUUUCAAUCUGAAUAUGUAUGAAGUUUUUAUUUGUUUGAAGAGCUUAUGAAAGGGAGGAAGGAAAGAGAGGAUGUAUGGAAGAAUAGGUCUUGAAAGAUUUAAGAAAGCGCAGUCAUUGGAGCCAUUCUCUGUUAAUUUGAACUCGUCAUCAAAAGUUGCAUCUCUUGACCCUCAGACUUCCAAUCUACAAAUCCAAUCCCCGCAUCAGCAUCAUGUCCUACGAAAUUCUGUGGGACAAGAAGUUGCACCUCCAGUGGGGUUGGGUCCACAGGUAACUCAGGUAGGAGGGGGUCAGUCUACUUGGCGGCCUCCUGAUUGGGCAAUAGAGCCUCGGCUUGCUGUUUAUUAUCUUGAGGUGUUGAAGGAUGGGGAAAUCCUUGGUAGGAUUAAUCUGGACAAGCGAAGACAUGUUUUUGGAAGGCAGUUUUCGACGUGUGACUUUGUGCUUGAUCAUCAAUCCAUUUCACGCCAGCAUGCUGCGGUUGUUCCUCACAAGAAUGGAAGCAUAUAUGUGAUUGAUUUGGGGUCUGUUCAUGGCACGUUUGUGGCAAAUGAACGUCUUGCUAGAGACAAUCCAGUUGAGCUUGAAGUUGGACAAUCUUUGAGGUUUGCAGCAUCGACAAGGAGUUAUAUACUGAGAAAGAAUAUUGAAGCUCUUUUCCCUCAUGGUCGAACAUCGACAGUAAUGAAUUUACCUCCUCAUCUGGAUCCUUCUGAUGAAGAUGGUGUUUUGGCAUAUAACACAUUGCUCAAUCGAUACGGUAUGAGCAAAUCAGAAUCACUGUCUAAAUCUUUCAAUGAAUUAGAAAGCUCAGUAGAUGGGAGUAAUAUUGACAGCCGCCGGUCAGAGAGUGCUGCCAAGAGAAUCAGGAAAACAAGGGUUGCUUUCAGAGAUCAAGUUGGGGGAGAUUUGUCUGAAGUGGUUGGCAUUUCAGAUGGUGUAGAUGUGGAAACUGAACCUGGUCCGGUUGGUGUGAAAGAAGGCAGCCUUGUCGGGAAGUAUGAAUCCCUUGUGCAGAUCACUGUUAUCCCGAAGGGGAAGGAACAAAGCUCCUCAAAAGAGGACAGUGUUGCCCAGAAAGGUGUUACCGACAAAUUAAAAGAAGUCUUGAACAAAGUCAAAUCUGUUUCUAAAAGUAAUGAUCCUAAUGGAAUUUAUGAUGACCUAUAUGGGGAAGCAUUUUUGGGCAAAGUGGGUUCUUCCUGGGCUUUUUCUUCUGCUGGUUCUGGCGAUGGGGAAACUGCUCAGAAAAAAGAUACUGAAGGAGACCUGCCUUAUGACAUAACCGGAAAGCCUGAUCCUAACAAUGAAGGUAAUGAUGACAAGGAUGACCUAUUUGGUGUCUAAUAUUCGUUUUCAGAAGGCUCAUCUUUUUUGCGCACCCGGUCACAGAUACUAAUGAAAACCAACUAUUUUUAGGCAUAUAUUCUUCAGAUGGAAUCUUUUUUGCUGCUAGCUGAUGGUUAGACCACAUUUGCCAUGAAGAGAAAGGGCAACUUGCAGAAGGAUGCAUCUUUUGUUAGAUUGUAAAAUUCUUCUUGAAUUUCUUUGCUUUUGAUGCAUAGAUGCGCUAUGGUGCACACAACCUUGUUGGCCUUUACCCAAUGUAUGUGUUUCAGGAAGGAAGAAGCAGAAGUAACUGAACUGGCUCCUAUUAUUGCCAUUGUAUAUCAAUAUCUAAUGCUCAAAAUCUUUUGCCUGAA